GCCCGGAUGACAACAAAAAGUUUGAAAUGAAGAAAAAUUUCACUAAAGAAUUAUAGAAUUUAAACAAUUUUCUGAACUUUUGACAAACUAUUCACAUUAACCAUGGCUGCUAGGGAUCUGUCCAAGACGUUCGAUGAAUUCGAAUCGGACGAAUUAAGCCUCGAAACGUCCGUCCCAACAGAUUUGACAUUGUCCCCUGAGCGAGAAACUGAUAGAUUCGCUGGCGAUAGAAAAGAUAGACGCACGAAAAUAACGAGACAGCUCAUAGAAAGAAAACAAUUAAUGCAUGAUAUGCAGCUUUUGCGCAUCGAGUUGUCACAGAAAAAUUUAACUCUGGAAAAUGUGAAGGCGGAAUCACUGCAGAGGGUGGAAGAACUUGAAGAAAGGUUGAAUGAUGCACUUCAUCAAAAACAAAUUUUAACGGCUCGUCUUGAGUCACAGCUUACCAUCCAAGAACAAGAAUCAAAAAGACGACAGAACUUAGUUAAAGAAGAGCUAGAAGACGUUCGUCGAAAACAGCAACAGCUUGAAGGAACAAAUGAAAAACUCCAGGAAAGGGCGGGGAAUGUUAGGAGAAGUUUGAGAGACCUCACACUUUCAGAAGAUAGAUAUUAUGAACUCAGAGGUCAAAGUGAAGAAGACUUGUCACUAAGAGACUAUGUAGCGAUGAAGUUUUAUGAGGCAGUAAGACCAGUACAAACAGAAUGUGAUGAACUCAGACUAAGAACAAGCACUUUAGAGGCUGAUGCUCGAUCAUCAUCAAAACAGAUUUCUGAACUACAAUCAAAAUUAGACCAAGAGAGAGACGAGCACGGGGAUAUCAGAGUGAAGUACCAGAAACUGGUGAUGGACCUAUCAGAAACAAAAUCUCAAGUCAAACAGGAGGACUAUAAAGUUAAUAACUAUGAUCACCUUAAACAUGAGCGUGAUCAUUUAGAACAUGAUCGUUUAGAAUCACAGAGACAGCUAACAGUCCUGGAUGGAGCACAUCAUACUUUACAGAAAGAAAGAGAUGAAUUGCAUAGUGAUUUCACAGCUGCCAAGCAAUCACUAUCCUUACUCAAACAAGACAAAGAUUAUCUGACCAAGCAGGUUUCUGAUUUGACAAAUAGAUGUACAUAUGCAGAGGAGAAGCUUCAACAAAUUAAUGCUCAGCUAGAUGAUGCAAAACGUUCUAGAGAGGAGAUGUAUGAAAAAUAUGUCAGUUCAAGGGAUCAGUUCAAGACGGAAUAUGAAAACAAAUUAAAGGAAGAAUUGGAACAGAUAAGGACAAAGACAAAUUCUGAGAUUGACAGACUUAGAACGAGUACCAGGGAGAUGUACGAAAGAGAAAACAGAAAUUUACGUGAAGCUAGAGAUAUGUCUAUAUCAGAAAAAGACAGGGCACAGAAUACCGAGAGGGAAACUUCUACAAAAUAUGAGCAGCUUAUGACACAAUAUCGUGAGUUACAGAUGAAUGGUGACAAUAAGGUUGUAGAACUACAGAAUGAUUUGAAAUUAAAAGGAUUUGAGGUUGAACGAACUCAGAUGGUUCACGAGGAAACUGUACGAAAUCUUAAAGAGGCACAGCUAGAAAUUGAAAAACAUCAGAAAAAGAUUGAGGUUCUAACCAAAGAAUAUUACGCUUUACAAACUUCAAUGGAGAUGAAAGUCGUAGAACUAGAAUCUCAUAUUUCUGAUAAAAAGGCAAAGUUAGAAACUUAUGAGAAAGUGGAGAAAGAACUGGACGAUAUUGUUAUGCAAGCUGCUGAAGUUGAUGAUGAAACAGAAGCAGAAAAGGUCCUGUUCUCUUAUGGUUAUGGUGCUAAUAUUCCCAGUACAUCAAAACGUAGACUUCAACAAAGUGUACAUUUAGCAAGAAGAGUUUUACAGUUAGAAAAAAUCAAUUCCAACCAGAAAAAAGAAAUUGAUGUAGAAAAACUAAAACUAAAACAGCUUGCUGAAGAGUUAAAGAAUAGUAACUCUAUACUAGACCAGGCUCAGCAACCAUACAACUACUUGAUAGAGAGUAUACGUCAGAGAGACAAUCAGAUAAUGAAACAGAAAGACUAUACAGCAACCCUAGAGAAUGAUGUCAAGAAGUUUACAAAAGAAAAGGAAGAUUUGAUUAGGACAAAGAAUCAAAUGUCUUUAGAUUUAGAAAGAUUACUGAACCAAAGAGAGGAAAUGUCAGUUAUGAAGCAGGUGGUGAUGAAUUUAUCAACACGUAAAUAUGGAGAAAAAAAGACCCAGUCAAGAGAUCUGGCUAGACCUAAAAGUCCUAAAAGUUUGGCAAUUCAUUUGCCUUCUCAUGACUUUGAAACAUAUGAUGAACCAAAUAUAGUCAAACCUGGAUCUAUAUCUCUUACAAAAGAUAAUCCUCAGUGGGCUGGCAAGUUAAAGAAGAAAAAUACAGCACAGAAUACAAAAUUUACAAAAGUAUAUGCAACAGCGACAUCUUGAUAGACUGGUUCCUAAACUGUGGAAAUUGUAAAUCUACUUUUAGCCUUGACAGUUGAGAUGGAAAUCUGUGAUAUUCUGGAUUGCAUUUUACAGACAGUUUUUAAAGAACAUUUUAAAAGUUAGCCAUUGUUUAAGACAGCAAAAUCAAAGAUAGACAUCUUUAUUUGGUGUUUAAAAUAGUUAAAAUAACCCAUGCCAGUUAAUCAUUUUACUGUUAUAUUUGACAUGCUUCUUCAAGGGCUUUGUUAAAUAUUUUUCACUUUAAUAAAUCUUUUUUCAGUAUCUCUCCCAAUAUAAAUUGGUGUAAUUGGGAUAGUUGUUAGAUUUCGCAUGAAAUUUUCAAUGCAUAGCUAUUUAUUGUGAUUUUUUUUUUUAGUCAAUCAAAGCAAAGUUUUAACAAAUGCAUCUUCCAAUGAGAUGUAUAGCUAAUUUAUCAACUGUUUAAUAAUAUCUACACAUGUUGGCCCAGUAGUAAGAAAUAAGAUUAUGUUAAUUUUGUAAUAAGUCAUGAAUGAGAACAGAUUGUCCCAUAUUAUUCCCAGUAUUGGUUGUUUCUCACUGUUUAAGGACAUACAGUAACCUUUUGAAGUUCACAACUUUAACCAGUCAUUUUUAUGCCCCCGCCGUAGUGGUGAGGGCAUUAAGUUUUACCCUUGUCCGUCUGUACGUACGUACGUACGUCCCAAAAUUGGUUUCCGUUCUCUAACUUGAGUUUGCCUCAACCAAAUGUUAUGAAACUUAUACACAAUGUUUAUUACCACACAACACAGAUCAAGUUUGAAUUUUGGUGUUGUCAAUGUAACUGUUCUAGAGUUAUGCCCCUUUAUAAAUGGAAAAAUUGCAAAAUUUUUAGUUUUUGUUCUCUAACUUAAGUUUGCCUCAACCAAAUGUUAUGAAACUUUUACAUAAUGCUUAUUACCACAAAACACAGAUCAAAUUUGAAUUUUGGUGGCGUCACUGUAACCGUUCUAGAGUUAUGCUCCUUUAUAAAUGGAAAAAUUGUAAAAUUUUUAUUUUCUUCUAAAUAUCAAGUCAUUUUUAAAAUUGGAGUUAUCUUCCUUUGUCCAUGAUUAUAGUUGAAUCAACUACAAUCAAUGCUUUAUACAAUGCAAUGUUUAAUUUUGACUUCCACUGAUAAAACACAGAUCAAGUUGAAUUUGGGUAGUGUCACUUUAACCAUUAUUGAGUUAUGCUCCUUUAUAAAUCGAAAGAUUGCAAAAUUUUUAGUUUCCAUUCUGUAACUUAAGUUUGCCCAAACCAAAUAUUAUGAAACCUAUACACAAUAUUCAUUACCACAAAAUUAAAAUCAAGUACAAAUUUUUUGUUUCUGUUUUCUAACUUUAGUUUGACUCAACCAAAUGUUAUGAGACUUACAUACAAUGCUUAUUACUACAUAAUACAGAUUAUGUAUGAAAUUUGGUGGCGACACUUUUACCAUUCUUGAGUUAUGUCCCUUUAUAAACAUAAAAAUUGCUGAAUUUUUAGUUUCUGUUCUCUACUUAAGUUAGCCUCAACAAAAUGUUAUGAGACAUACACACAGUGCUUAUUACCACAAAACUCAGAUCAAGUUCAAAUUUUGGGAGCGUCACUUUUACCGUUCUUUAGUUAUGUUCCUUUGUAACUAUAUGAUAUGCAAGCGGGGGCAUCAUCUGUGUCCACAUGUGGACACUAUCCACAUUUAUCUUGGUUUUAUGUUGGUGAUCUUUGGUAGGUGGUUUUGUGUAAUUUUGACCAACUAAGUUACAUAUCGUCUGUCCUUUUGAGUCUAUCCUAGGGCUAAAAGAUAUCAUUUCUUUUUUAUAUUUUGUAAUUCAUCAUGCAUUUUAAAUGGUCCUGAAUAGUUUGAUAAGACCUUUUAAACCAUGCAUUUAUUUGCAGCAUGUGAUUUGACUCCAAACUUAUAUGGAAUAUUAUACUGAGAGUUUUUGAUAAAUCAAUAGUCACUGAUUCUAACACUUUACCCCAUGAAUUAUAAUAUUUGUCCACUGUUCAUGAUUAAAUUUUCAAAUCUUGAAAAAUAUCUUAAUAAACCUAGCAUUUUAAAUGGGAUCUUGAGUGGAUAUAUUUUAUAAUCAACAGGUUUUUUUGGUAGAGUGUUUUAUAUAUAGUAGAAUCUGUCUAGUCUAACACACUUUGGAAAUUGAAAGAUUUCACAAAUCAUGUUUGAUAAUCCUGUUUCUAUACCAGUUGCUGUAUUUUUGACUGUCAUAUCCUUUUUAUGGCAAACUUCAAACCUGAAAUAUAUGACAAAAGGUAAAACUGCACCUCUCACAUACUUAUUUCUUGUGAACUAAGACUGUUUUAAUUGUGUAAACCCUGUAAGAAAAUCUUUUUUAUAAACACCUGAGAAAGAAAUAGCUAACAAAUUAUUUUUUUCUUGCAUUUUUAUUUUGUUUAGAAGAAGAAAAUAUUUCUCCUUAAACUAUCUGUAAACAGGGGCUCAGUUUGGGAUUCAAGGACCAGUACAAGAAACAUAGUUUUAGAAUCAUUUUAGACGGUUUAUGAUAAAUAAAUAGAUUUUGUUGGAAUUAAACUGGUGGAUGUCAAGUGACAUUUAAAUAUGAUUUGAUUUAAUCUUCCAAAUAAAAAACAUCAUGUCGAUUAUAUGUUAAGCUUAAAUUUUUGUUCUAAGAUCAUGAUUUAAUAAAGGUUGGAAAUAUUGAUUUUAAUACAAUAAUAUGUAUUUUUUUGGUUUGAAAUGAUUGAUUUGAAAAGAAGAACAGUUGAUAUUUUUUAUUCUUUCAUGCAUUUUAUUUUUUUCAUAUAAACAUAUUUUCAUUCCUUUAUGUUCUAUAGUAUAUUAAGAUAAUAUGUAUUAUUUAUGUAUAUAGUAAUUUAUUUUGUAUGUAUAUUUCUGAUUACAAAUUACAAUAUCGUA
Molecule: messenger RNA, 5320 nt
Organism: Mytilus californianus (California mussel)
Lineage: Eukaryota; Metazoa; Mollusca; Bivalvia; Mytilida; Mytilidae
Product: progesterone-induced-blocking factor 1-like
Exons: 15
Coding region: 103-2442 (779 amino acids)
Biological process (GO): cilium assembly
Cellular component (GO): centriolar satellite
Source: RefSeq, a predicted model, not a curated record